AGUGAGUGAUGGGAGGAUCCAACGGAGACUGCUGCAAGAAAAGGAACUCACGUUUGACAAAGCACUGAGUUUAGCCAGAGCGAUGGAGACAGCUGCACUGAAUGCAGAGGAGAUUCAGAGACCGACUGGUGACAGCGUAGAAGGAGAGGUACACAAAAUGCAGGAAACCAAGCCCAGUCUACCUAAGAUGAAGUGUUUCCGGUGCCUUGGAUUCCACCCACCAAACAGUUGUUAUGCUCAGAGGAUGCAGUGCCAUAAGUGCAAGAAGGUUGGACACCUCGCUCGAGCAUGUCGAGGCCAGCGACAGCCAGGCCAGGCAAGGAAUGAAAUAGCUGCCCAAUCUCCUGUGACGAAAACACAUCGAGUUGAAACCACACCUCUUACACCCAAAGCCCAACAAGCAGUGGAAGAAGGGCAAAGCGAUGAUGGAGUUGAAGGAAUGUAUACAGUAUACGUUGUGGGUAAGGAGUGUCAGAAUGAACCACUAGCAGUGACGGUUCAUAUCAACAAGAAAGCAGUACAGAUGGAAGUUGAUACUGGAGCAUCAGUGUCAAUUGUAAGUGAGAGCACUUACAAGAAACUGUGGAAGAGGCAAGAGUUGCCUGGUUUACGACGACCACAAGUGAGGUUGCAUACUUACUCUGGGGAACCAUUGACAGUGUUGGGAGAGCUGGAUGUCCGAGUGCGGACUCAAAAUCAGAUUGCAACGAACUGGAUGAAGUCACUCGUAUUACCAUGGCAUGAAAUGUUACAGAAGGGACACAUCAAGUCCAUUGGUACAGAGACGUCCUGCACAGAGUUGCUGAAGAGGUUUGAUGGUGUGUUUGAAGAAGGGAUUGGUGAGUUGAAAGGAACGAUGGCUGCUGUCAAAGUGAAAGAGGGCAGUGCAGCGCGAUUUUUCAAGCCGAGACCAGUACCAUAUGCCUACCGGGCGAAGGUAGAACAUGAGCUAAAGCGACUAGAAGCUGAGGGCAUAAUUGAACCGGUUCGAUUUGCCAACUGGGCGGCUCCCAUUGUCCCCAUAUUGAAAGCUGACGGCUCCAUUAGAAUCUGUGGUGAUUAUCGACUCACGGUUAACCAGGUGGCAGAGACUGAGAAGUACCCAUUACCAAGAGUGGAAGACAUUUUUGCUUCGGUAGGGAUAGGAGCCGUGUUGUCACAUCAGUACCCGGAUGGUGGGGAAAGACCGAUUGCCUACGCGUCCCGUUCUUUGACCAAGGCGGAACAAGGAUAUGCACAGAUCGACAGGGAAGCAUUGUCAGUGGUGUUUGGGGUUAAACGGUUUCGACAGUACGUGUUUGGACACCAGUUUACCAUUUUUACCGACCAUAAACCACUGCUCACCUUAUUGGGGGAGAACAGAGGCGUACCAGCAAUGUGCUCCGGACGAGUGCAACGUUGGUCACUGAUGCUGUCCAGUUAUCAGUAUACAAUGACGUAUCGACCCGGAUCGUUAAAUAGCAAUGCAGAUGGGUUAAGCCGACUGCCAAGCAGUGGGGUGCCCGACGAAGAGGAAGAGCCUGUGGAGGCUGUGCUGCUGAAACUAAAUAUUCAGAAUGAAUACUCUCUGUCAAAAGAAGCUACUGUCUCUAAACAGAAAUCUACUGAAAUAACAGAGAAUGCCAUGGUGACAUCCUCUCAGGACAAAGGCCAAGUAGCCAUCGAUGUGACAGACUCUCAGGACAAAGAACAAGUAGCUGCCAAUGUGAUAGACUCUCAGGAGAAAGAACAAGUAGCCGCCGAUGUUUCUGUACCAGCAGAAGACCCACAAAUAUCUUCCAAAGCAAGUGCAACACAACUCAAUUUGGUGACAACACUUUGUCACACGAUAUGCCAAAGAAUUGAACAAGGCAAUUUUAACAUUAUGUAUUUGCCAAAUGUGCUGUCUCACCUCAAACAAGCAGAAUUAACAAGCAGACUUGAUCAGCAUACACCAUCUACAGCAAUGUACAAGAAAUCAAAAACAGUGGUUCCAGGAAAGAAGAAUGAACAGCAAGUCAAAGGAUUUUACAGAGUGUCAGCAAAGAAAGGCAGAAAACGAAAGACAGAUGUGCUACGAGUUCCAGACCUGCAUGAAACAAAAAGGAUAAAAGAUAGUGUCCUUAGGGACACAGACCAUUUCCACAUGUUGACUGAUGAUGAACAUGAAGCAUCUGAAUGUUCCAUGGUGUCUGAUCAUACUUAUGCAAGAGCUAGUCCUGCUGCUGUAAAUGAUAUUAUACUCAUGGACUGACUGGCGACACAUCUACAGUGAUCAGAAGACCUGUUCCUACCCCUCAUCGUGUGCAAGUUGGCAAAGGAACAAAGAUUGACUGGAUAACAAAAGAAAUGCGAAAGCAGAUGGAAGAACGCGGAAACAACCAGUUUGUAUAAUGUGGUUUAAUUAAUACAUCAGCAUUCCUGUGUAACAUCUAUUUAUCUAGUUGAAUAGUAGUUUACUACGUUUGUUCCACAGUAUUUCAAUCCUCUCCAAUUUAUCAACAGAAUACACAUUCUAAUUGCUAUUUAUUUAUUAUUUGUAAACAUUUGAGACAUCUCAAACAUCACACACAGACACGCACGUACGCACACAAAAUAACAGUUGCUUGGCUGCUAAUAGAGUAUACUUUGUAUUAGAUGUUUACAUGCACUAUCCCUAGGUUAGCUAA
Messenger RNA from Corticium candelabrum, 2648 nucleotides. RefSeq lists its product as uncharacterized. The record is from RefSeq and is a predicted model, not a curated record. Lineage: Eukaryota; Metazoa; Porifera; Homoscleromorpha; Homosclerophorida; Plakinidae. Gene Ontology annotation, molecular function: nucleic acid binding; zinc ion binding. The coding region runs from base 83 to 2233 and encodes 716 amino acids. The transcript is spliced from 8 exons.